Messenger RNA from Naegleria gruberi, 1023 nucleotides. Its product is annotated as PLP dependent aminotransferase domain-containing protein. Gene Ontology annotation, molecular function: pyridoxal phosphate binding; transferase activity, transferring alkyl or aryl (other than methyl) groups. The coding region runs from base 62 to 1000 and encodes 312 amino acids. The transcript has a single exon. The record is from RefSeq and is a predicted model, not a curated record. Gene Ontology annotation, biological process: transsulfuration. NCBI's taxonomy places the organism in Eukaryota, Heterolobosea, Eutetramitea, Acrasida, Naegleriidae.
AGAAUUAUUGAUGAAAAGACAUGAUCCUCAUGCAAAGGCUUGCCAACUUGCAGCCUCAGGUAUGCAGUCGAUUAGUGCCACACUUCAUGGUAUUAUGAUGCAAAACAAAUUUGGUCCAAUCAAUUUAAUUUAUUCCAAUGAAUUAUAUUGUGAUUCUCCUAGGUUAUUCAAUUGGUUAGCUAAGAAUUAUACAAAUGUUAAUUUGGUGAGUGUUGACGUGGCCUAUCCACAAAAGAUUGUUGCCUUAUUUCAAGAAAAGUUACUAAAGCAAGUGAAUGUCUUGUUUAUUGAGGCAUGUUCUAAUCCAAAUGGUAAAAUAUUUGACUUUACAAUUCUUCAGAAAUUGGGUUCUCUUUCCAAGUCAUUGACAACAAUUGUGGAUAAUACUUGGUUGACAGAAACUAUUUUCAAUCCUUUUAGUGUGAAACAAGUUGAUUAUGUUGUUUCAUCAAUGACAAAGUAUUACAGUGCUGGAACUUGUAUUGGAGGAUAUGUUUUGGCUAGAUCAAAGAAUUCAAUGAAGAAUAUUUCAGAAUGGAUGAUUGUAAAUGGAAAUCACGUUUCUCCUCUCCAUUGUGAAUUAGUUCAUCAACACUUGUCAGAUAUCGAUACAAGAAUUCAAAGCUCUUCCAAGUUGACUAAGAAAAUAAUCACAGAACACUUGAGCAAACAUCCAAAGGUAUUGCAAAUUAAUCAUCCUAUUAUUUCCACUCAUCCAACUCAUGCUUUAGUUGCCAAGUAUUUCUCUAAAGUUGAUGAUGAAGUUUUAGUGCCAAGUGUUUUCACAUUCAAAGUUAAGGGAACCAAAUCACAAAUUCUAGAUGUCUUGACUCGUGUCAAAAUUAUUGAACACAAGACUUCAUUUGGAAGUAAAUUAUCAAGAACUGAUCCAUGGCCUACAGAAAAGGAUGGAAAUACUCUCAUUAGAUUGGCUGUUGGCUUUGAAGAUGAUUACGAUAGAGUUGUUAAGGGUUUAGAUGAAAUUCUUGAUUUAUUAUAAACUAUUUAUCAUUUUCAGUUAUU